Molecule: messenger RNA, 858 nt
Organism: Fusarium vanettenii 77-13-4
Lineage: Eukaryota; Fungi; Ascomycota; Sordariomycetes; Hypocreales; Nectriaceae
Exons: 1
Coding region: 1-858 (285 amino acids)
Molecular function (GO): methyltransferase activity
Source: RefSeq, a predicted model, not a curated record
AUGUCACAGAAACCCGCACCUACUGCCAUUGGUCACUUCGACUCGGCGGCUGCUCAAUAUGAAGCCUCUACCGGUGGAUGCACUCGAGAACUAGCUCGCUUGCUUCUCGACAUUCCGCAACUCGAGAGCAUCUACCAGCCAAGCGCUAUCGUGCUCGACAAUGCAUGUGGAACCGGCAUCGUGGCCGAGGAAAUCGCCCUGCGUGCUCAUCGAACAAACGCAAAUGUGGCCAAGAUUCACGCCGUCGACCCUGCCCCCAACAUGGUCGAGAUUUCUCGCAAGAAGUUGGAUGCCCUUGGAGUAUCUGCCACUUCAAGCACCGCCGUAAUGCCUGGCGAAGAGCUGGAGUUCCAGGAUGAGACGUUUACCCACAGCAUCACAAACGUGGGUAUCCUCUUCUUCACGGAUGGAGAUGCAGGGGCCAAGGAGAUACAUCGCACUCUGAAGCCUGGUGGUGUCGCUGUGGUUACUUCUUGGGCUGCUCUCGGCUAUCUAGAGGUCAUUCGCCCAGCCCAGAGUGCUGUAAGGCCAAACGAUCCACCAUUCAAGCUACCUAUUCCGGAGAAGUGGUUUGAUUCGGCUUUUGUUGGAAAGUGCCUCAAAGACGGCGGAUUUGCAAAUGUCACCGUCUCUGAGCGUAUUGUUUACUACGGCGCACCUUCUGCCGAGGACUUGCUAGGCCUAAUCCUGAACUCGUUCAAGAUGCUUUGGAAGGACUGGUCGGAAGAGGACCAGAGCAAAUUCCGUCAAGUGGCUGGUGAGAAGAUCGACAAGGCAUCGUCUCCCUACACUAUGAAUGAUGGAAGCCAGGGAGUAGGUCUUCCCAUGACAGCUAUUGUUGCUGUUUGCCAGAAGUGA